This is a messenger RNA of Epithele typhae, 1578 nucleotides long. RefSeq names its product WD-repeat protein. The coding region runs from base 1 to 1578 and encodes 525 amino acids. Gene Ontology annotation, cellular component: nucleolus. The transcript is spliced from 9 exons. Gene Ontology annotation, molecular function: protein binding. The record is from RefSeq and is a predicted model, not a curated record. Lineage: Eukaryota; Fungi; Basidiomycota; Agaricomycetes; Polyporales; Epitheliaceae. Gene Ontology annotation, biological process: ribosomal large subunit assembly.
AUGGCCACCCUCCUACCCCCACCGAAAAGACAAAAAGUCUACCACGGCGUCCCAGAGCCGGAGAAGGAGCCCGCUAAGCCUUCGCCUCAUAUCCUCGUCCAAUUUGUGAGCGAGGAUGACGGAGAACCACUCGCACCUCCCGUCAACCUUCCGGCCAACGUUUCGAGAGAAGGGCUUGAGGCUAUCGUUAAUAAGCUCAACACGAAGGAUGAAGAUCCUGUCCCGUUUUCCUUUCACAUCGCACUUCCGGCCGAUGCUCAAGUUGCUGGUGCACCGACUCGCAUUGCUAUCACAAAAUCCGUCGAGGAGGACAUCUUGUCCCAUCCCUCCCAAGCGUUCACACCCGAAGAUGUUUUCGUGAUCCACUGCUCACCUCAAGCUGUCUUCAAAGUGCGCCCUGCUACGAGGUGCUCAUCCACACUCUCAGGACAUACUUCGCCUAUCCUUUGCGCGGCGUUCUCCCCCACCGGAAAUCUUCUUGCGACAGGAUCUGGAGACUGCAAUGCACGACUAUGGGAUCUAUUCACAGAGACUCCCUCACAUACGCUGUCUGGACACAAGGGUUGGGUGCUAUGUGUGGAAUGGGAGGCCAUGGAGAGGAAGCUAGCGACCGGUGGGCAUGACGGGCACGUCCGCCUAUGGGAUCCGAAAACCGGGAAACCGAUUGGUGAUUCCCUCAAAGGUCACACGAAAUGGGUGACCUCCCUUGCUUGGGAACCUAUCCACCUGAACCCCUCUGCCCCCCGACUCGCUUCAUCAUCGAAGGACGGAACUGUCCGAGUCUGGUCAACGCUCGUCAGACGCGUGGAAUAUACUCUCGGGGGACACUCUGCAAGCGUCAAUGCUGUCCGCUGGGGAGGCGGUGGGUUGGAUGGGAAGGGUGUGCUGUACACCGCCUCAAGUGAUCGCACGGUGCGGAUAUGGGAUGCCAACGGGGGGAAAUGCUUGCACGUUCUCAAGGACCAUGCGCACUGGGUGACGACGCUCACUCUUAAUACCGACUUCGUGCUGCGCACGGGCCCGUUCGACCAUCUAGGCAAGAAAAUAAGCUCUGAGACAGAAGCGCAAGCCCUCGCCGCAGCGCGCUACAAUGCUCUCGCGUCGUCCGCCGGUGAACUACUCAUUUCCGGCUCAGAUGACCACACGCUGUUCCUGUGGUCGCUCUUCCCUCCCCGCUCCGCCACCCCGGAGAAAGAAAACAGUGGGAAGCUUAAGCCUCUCGCGCGUCUCACAGGGCAUCAACGCCAGGUCGCGCACGUCGCCUUCAGUCCCGACGGCCGUUGGGCGGCAAGCGCCGCGUGGGACAACUCGGUCCGUGUAUGGGACGGUCGCACCGGGAAGUUCGUCGCAACUCUAAGGGGACACGUCGCUGCCGUAUACCGCCUCGCUUGGAGCGCGGAUUCACGGCUGCUCGUGAGUGCGAGCAAGGAUAGUACGCUGAAGAUAUGGGACUUGAAGACGCACAAGCUCAAAACAGACCUCCCGGGGCACACCGAUGAGGUCUACUGCGUUGACUUCGUCGCCGACAAGCUUGUCAGCGGCGGACGCGACCGCACCGUCAAAAUAUGGAAAAAUUGA